Molecule: messenger RNA, 2193 nt
Organism: Podarcis raffonei (Aeolian wall lizard)
Lineage: Eukaryota; Metazoa; Chordata; Lepidosauria; Squamata; Lacertidae
Product: retinoic acid-induced protein 3-like
Exons: 4
Coding region: 748-1815 (355 amino acids)
Biological process (GO): G protein-coupled receptor signaling pathway
Cellular component (GO): signaling receptor complex; plasma membrane; intracellular membrane-bounded organelle
Molecular function (GO): G protein-coupled receptor activity; protein kinase activator activity
Source: RefSeq, a predicted model, not a curated record
CAAAACACCUGAUUUGCUCAGAAGGACAAGCACUGGAAAUUCCUGAGCAUCUGCAGGCAUGAGCAGCUUCUGCUCCAGGGAUUGAGUGUACAAAGAAGAAAGAGAACGAGGGAGAGGGAGAGAGAGGGAGACUUAAAAGACUGUCCCUCGUGGUCACUCUUGAACUUUCUCAGUACAUUAACUUAGCUGAAUGCUAGGUAAGUAUAGAAAGCAAUGAAGGGGAGGAGGAGCACAAUGGUGUUAUUGUUGGCCAGGGGUCUCCCACCAGCCCAUAUCCUCUUGGUUUCUCAACUCCCAGAGAGGUGCAAUUUAUCAACUGACUUGAUGAAUGGUCACGGAUUCAAUUGUGGGGUGGGGAGAGGCGCAGGAUCCUUCCCCACCCAGCUGCUGGGGUGACUGUCCUGUUGACGUCAGACAUUUUUACCUCAUCUCCUGGCACCAGGACGUUAUAUUUAUAACAGCACCAGGAGUAGUGGAACUGGAAUAGGCGUGUCCCUACUCCAUCAUCUCUGCUUUUUCCCUCAUUUGCUUUUAAAGCUGCCCUUAGAGUGUGAGAGAGCAAUUUUGCUGCUUGUCUCGCUCGGGGAGAGAAGAAUGAGCAGAGCUGAGAUUAUUUGCCAAGUGGGUGUGCGGCAGGAAUUUGUCUGGUUUGCCCUCUGAAGAAGACGCAUCUAGCCGUGGGAGCACAGAGCACACUCAAGGUCUUCCUUUAAGGCGGCAUCCACUUUAGGGCUGUCCUGAGGCACCAUGACCUCCCAACCAGUCUGUCAAGGCUUAGAUAGAGACUAUGACUUCCUCUGUGACACCAAGGACUAUUGGGGCGUUGUUGUGGAAUCCUUUGCUACCGCUGGUGCUGUCGUCACAGCCAUCCUGAUCGUUGUGCUCGUUUUCCUUGUAUGUAAAGUCCAAGACAACACAAAGCGAAGCCUGAUCCCUGUCCAGUUCCUCUUCCUUCUGGGCACUCUAGGAAUCUUUGGCCUCACUUUUGCCUUCAUUAUAAGGCUCAACGAGAGGACUGCCCCCACCCGCUUCUUUCUUUUCGGGGUCCUCUUCGCCCUCUGCUUCGCCUGCCUCCUGGCCCAUGCCUUCGACCUCAUCAAGCUGGUGAGAGGAAGACGCCCAUUUUCGGUACUGGCGCUGCUGGUUUUCGCCAUCAGCCUGACCAUUGUGCAGAUUAUUAUCGCCAUACAGUACGUAGCCAUCAACAGCCAAGAGCUGAGAGCCCUGAACUCCACGCAAGGUUUGACACAAAAAAGCCGCGUGGACUUCGUUCUGCUUCUCAUCUACGUGCUUUUCCUGAUAGCCCUCCUCUUUGUGGUCUCCACUUUUGUUUUCUGUGGGUCAUACAGAAGGUGGAAGAGGCAUGGCACACACACCUUCUUCACAGCCCUGUUCUCCAUAGGCAUCUGGGUGGCGUGGAUCAGUGUGUUCAUGACAGACUUUGGGAAAAGGCCAGAAUGGGACGAUCCCACUAUCAGCAUUGCUCUGGUAGCUAAUGGAUGGGUCUUCCUGAUGAUCUAUGCAGUGCCUGAGCUCUGUUUCCUCACCACGCCACGGAAGCCCGGAGACUACCCUCCGGAGAAUGAUGCCUGCCAGCCUAAAGUCCUGAAAAAAACCUACGGAGUAGAGAACCGAGCCUAUGCUCAGGAAGACAACGCACAAGUUCCAAAUGCAAACAGUGGUCCUUCAUAUCCUCCAUAUUCAACUCACUUCCAGCUGCAGAACCUUGAGCCCCAGCAGGAUUUCUCCAUCCCACGGCCGAAAACCCGAACCAGCCCAUACCAAGAGUAUUCUGGAGGGAAAGGUGUCAAGUAGCCGUCCUGCUACUAAUGCCAGAGAAGCCAUUCUGAGUCGGCGGAGGUGCUGGAAAUCAUCACGGAUAUAGCGGUGCUUCAGUUUUUAUUAAAUCAGGGACAGAACUCAGCGCUGCAGCGGAUGAAGGAAGAUGCCUGUCUUUUUCUCCUGCACACCUUUUAUAUCUGCCUUCAUACACUUGGCACUUUAUAAUGUUUUCUUUUACCAUGUUCCUUCCUUUAAUGAAUUGCUGUAGGCUUUUUUUGAGGUAGCCUCUCCCCUCGUGUGGCUACAAUCAUGCCACUCUUGCUACCUUGCUGCCCUGCCUUCUGCCACCCAAGUGCUGAGGGGGAAGGUCUGAAGCAUGGAGCUUUCUCUAUAGAGCUCUCGGUGUGGUUU